Lycium barbarum (goji berry) is the source of this 1092-nucleotide messenger RNA. RefSeq lists its product as uncharacterized. The record is from RefSeq and is a predicted model, not a curated record. The coding region runs from base 1 to 1092 and encodes 363 amino acids. Lineage: Eukaryota; Viridiplantae; Streptophyta; Magnoliopsida; Solanales; Solanaceae. The transcript is spliced from 2 exons.
AUGGGGCCUUUUCAACAUGUUAGGAAGAUACAAAAAUUCAAAAGGAGGUUAGGGAUGCAUCAGGCUGGUGCAAAAUAUAGGGGAAAGAUUUGGUUUUUUGUAGAGGAGAAUGUAAAUGUGGAAAUUUUAUCUGAUACUACACAUCAGAUUACCUUGAAACUGUUUCUUCAGGAGCACAAUAGAUAUCUUAUAACAACUUUAGCAUAUGGUAAAUGUGAUGAAGUAGAAAGAAUGCCUCUUUGGGAUAGUAUUUAUCAGUUAGCUGGCUCAUUUGACAUGCAUUGGUUGGUAGGCGGAGAUUUUAAUGUAGUGAUGAAUGAAGAGGAGAAAAUAGGUGGAGUCCCAGUAGUCCCUCAAGACUAUGAGGAUUUUUCCUUUUGUAUCAACUCAUGUGAUUUAUUUGAAACAGGUUUUAAAGGCACUCCUUUUACAUUGUGGAAUGGCAGGGCUGGGGAUGAUUGUAUAUUUGAAAGAUUGGACAGAAUCUUCUUUAACUCACAGUUUCAACAAUGGUUUGGUCACAUUAAAGUGGAGCAUCUAUCCAGGACUGGAUCUGAUCAUGCCCCUUUUCUUAUUACUUUGGGUGAGGAAGUUCAGACUUUCAUAAAACCAUUUAGGUUUUUGAAAUUUUGGACUGAGCAUAAAGAUUUCUUGGACAUAGUAAGGCUGAAUUGGUCUGAGGAGAGUAUUAGAAAUCCUUUUUUGGUUUUUAAACAGAAGAUCAAGAAAGUAAAAGGGGCUCUAUCUGCUUGGAGUAGAUUGGCUUUUGGAGAUAUCUUCAAACAACUUAUCAUCAGGGAAGAUAUACUUGCUCAGGCUGAACUGAAGAAGUAUUUACAUUAUGAGGAAGAGUUUUGGAGACAAAAAGCAGGACACACUUGGUUCUCUGAAGGUGAUAGAAACACCAGGUUUUUUCACAAUUUAGUAAAUGGAAGAAGAAAAAGGUUACAGGUGAAUAGAAUUCAAAUAUCUGAUGGUGAGUGGAUAGAAGAUAAAGUGCAGCUUGCAGCAGAAGAAGUUAAUUUCUUCCAACAACGAUUCUCUCAAGAGAAGGGGGCUCUAUAUUUUGGCAUGCUGAAGCAUAUUCCAUAG